Molecule: messenger RNA, 3620 nt
Organism: Amyelois transitella
Lineage: Eukaryota; Metazoa; Arthropoda; Insecta; Lepidoptera; Pyralidae
Gene: Mink
Exons: 6
Coding region: 126-2822 (898 amino acids)
Source: RefSeq, a predicted model, not a curated record
UGACAGUUACCUAAAAGUUUGAAAAUAAACGCAAACGGCGAACGGUAACAAGCUAACAACGGAUUUUGAAAAGCCCAUGAAAUUAAUGUUUAAUGUGCAAAUAAUUUAUAAAGAAAUUGCAUAAAAUGUCUACUCGGUCUGGAAAACGUAUACACGGCUCAUUUCACCAGACAGAAGUGGAGGCUGAUGCUGAAAUCAUUGAGAAAAGUGUUAAUAAGACCCGAAGUAAGCGUAUUAAGGAUACCAUUGAGGUUUUAGAGACAACUGUAUCUAAACCUAAGAAACGGAAAAACUAUGUCAGUUAUCCUUCUGAAGAGGAGGCUUCAGGCGUCGCAGAGGCGCCAAAUGACGAGAAAGAUGAGUAUGUUCGUGGAAUGACAAAAAAUACUUUGAAGGAGCAGAAUUUUAAUGUUUCCAAUGUUGUUGUUGAUAAUCAAAAGCCAGUGAGACUGACGCGUCGAACUAAGAAAUUCAUCGAGGAUGAUUCCGAAAAGGUCCCUGAUGUUGUUGCUCUUGUGGAGAAAAAGAGGAAAAAUAAGAAAAACAAAUCUAAGAGGGAUAUGACUAAUGAGAAUGUUCCAGUGGUGUCUAAGAAGUCUAAGAAGAAGAAGAAAAAGUGUAAACAACAGAGUCCUGGGACUGUGGUGAAUAGUACUCUGAAUAAAAGCGACAUGUCUGUAGAUUCAUUCCACAGUGCCGCAGGCAGCCCAGUGAAUGAUGCCAAUGUUAAAAAUAUAAUGAAUGCCACAUUUGAGAAAACGCCAGAGAAACAGCAAGAUAUUGAAGUUGUACCUCCGGUAAGGACUAGUGGUAGGAAAAGACAAAGCACUAAUGUUGAUAAUGAUGUAACUUCAAAUGUCAACAAGUCACUAACACUCACUGCAAAAAAAGAAGUUUCUAGACAAAAUAGCACUUUUGAAAUAACGGAAAUUAAAUCUGCAUCAGAAAAUAAAUCAACAACUCCCAAUAAAAGUAAAGGACUGUCACAAAACAGUACUUUUGAAAUCACUGAAGUAAAAUCUACCUCGGCAACUGAGCCAACUCCAAAUAAAAGUAGAAAUUCACAGCAAAACAGUACUUUUGAAAUCACUGAAGUUGAAACCAUCACAAGCAAUAAAUUUGAAAAAGGAAAACAUAGAAAAUCAAGUAUUAAAAACGGAACUUUUGACGGGGACAGUUCUAUUUCUAUGAAUAACUCUAACAAUAAAAAAUGUGAAACACCAAGUAAACUUAAUUCCACUUUUGAAAAGGCACAGAGGAAAUCUCCGAGACUGAGUUCUGUACAAACUAACAUACCUAUGAACAACACAUAUGACAAAGACGAACAGCAGACAGAAGUUUUAAAUGCAACAUUUGACAAAUUAACUGACUUGAACUCAACAUUUGACAAAGAUCCGGAGAAAACAUCUAGCAAAUCAUCUCUGGUAACUUCCGAUGACACCGGUAACUUGACAUUUGAUAAAUCCGAUGAGAGAAUAAGUAUUACGAGUGAUGACUCGCGCAUUGAGAAUACUACACCGGUACUUAUUGAGAGUAGUAUGGACGAAUCUCUCCACACAUCGAACAGUUCAAAACAGAGUCCAAAAGUAACAAUCCCCACUCCUUUGAAAAGGGAGGGUACAUUUACCAAAGAUGGACCAGAAAUAGUAUUAAAGACGUCCAUAGAUUCAAACUCUCGAACUCCGACAAAACGUGUUUCACUGGCGACACCUGGAUCCACUCCAUUUCCGUUCUCCAAGAGUGGGCAGAAAGAGAAGGCGAUGCUGAAUGUGACACGGUCCAUAGAAAAGUCUCGACUGUCCAUUUCCCUUGAUGCUCCGGCUCCAAGGCUUACUCGGGUGAUGUUCUGCAGCCCGGUCAAUAACCCGGUGGUGGUGGCUCAGCAGAAGCGGAAGGUCAUCAAGUCCAAUCUGAAAGGAUCCAACAAGAGUUUUGUGUUUGAAGAAACUGCGUCCCCUGCGCGUGCGGCGCCGCGCAAGCGCUCGUACACGCACAGCGACGCGGAGGACGCGCGCGCCAAGCGCUGCCGCCUCGACCACCAGCUGCAGGCCGCCACCCGCCUCUCCAAGCCCAGGGGCUCCACAACAAAGCCGAACGAACCACCAACAACUCCAUCGAAACGCGUCCCGACGCCUUCGAAGUCCAAAUCAGAGUCCAAAGUGUCCCGGACCAGGCUGCCCAACUUCGCGGCGCUCCACCAGCGGAGGUUCGACAAGAUGGAGUCCCUGGAGGAGUGCCAGGAGAGGAAGGCGAGGAGGGCGAAGCAGCUGUUGACGCCGAGCGCCGCCAUUACUGUGCUGGAGAGAAACAGCCCCAGAGGAUCAGAGCCGGUCAAACCAAAAGAACCGUCAAAGAAACCUGAACCCAAGAUCGAGAGACGGCCAGAGUCCAAGCCGGUAGCGAAACUCAAUAAGACGAAAGAUUUGCAAAACGGUUUGAACAAAGAUGAGAAAAUUAAACCAGUGGACAGUUCCAAAGACCAGAAAGCCGAUGUUGGCAAAACACUGACCCUGGAUUCUCUGAAGAGGGGGUAUACCCGCUUUGGGUUCAAGAUGGACAUUGGUGUGAACCCAUUCAGCGUGCCGAAGACAGAAACGAAAGUCAGGGAGACCAGGAACGGGCUUACGCGGCAGAUGACCCAACCGUCACUAGCCGGCGCUACAGUCGCCCGCAAGGAGGCGGCCAAACAGCUGGUGAUGAGGGAGAAGUCAUUCACCCACGAGCGCCGAGACCUGAAGAGGAAGGAGUCCAGGACCGUCAUCAAGGGAGUCCGCACCAACAGGCGGUUUGAACUACAGAUGCAGAUGAGAAACAUCAGCUAGAGACUAAGACUUUUAUGAAAUGGUUCAAGAACAGUGUUCAAAGAGCCGUUGUGUGCCUUUAAGAUACAGUGCCUGCACUGAAACGCUAAACUGAAUUUACUACUCUGAUAAUCGCUGACAAACAUACAUACAAGGCAAACUGAUAAACACCUUUUUUUUUGAUGGUGAUAAAAAAAAGAAUACCUGGGGCUUUUUGGCGGGAGUCAAAAUAUAUGGGUGUACUAAUAUUUUUUCAAAAUUCGAGUAUUAUUCCAAUACUAAUACUCUAUAAUCGUUAGGUUGUUAUUUAAAAACAAACCCCAGCGCGGAUAAGUGCUGGAAAGAGUAAACAAUACGGAAACUAAAUAUGAAUUUAAUUUCAAGUAUUUUCAUACGACAUGGAAAAAUAAACGUUAGUUUGUUCAACAGAGCGAGAUCAAAGCAGAAUCAUCCAUUGCAAUACUCCUAAAACUGUUAAAGUGGUUUACUAUAUAGGGUACAAGGGUCGUAAGCAACCAUCAUCGUCAUGAUUUUUUAAUAAAAAAAAACAUACAAAAACAAAAUUUGUAUUUUAUCCACACAUAUAAUGUAAUAAUAGUUAAUGAACACCAAUAAAGGUCUAAAUCCAUGCAAUAUGUCACACGCCUCUUUUCGGAGGUUCAGACAGAAAAUACAUAUAUCGCUUUUGCUACGAUCCAGCCUCACUAUGUUCAUCUACGUUUUUUUCCUAUUUGGACAUCACCAUUCACAUUUUCUCCUUAUCAUAUCUUACCUGUAUCUUUUCAACAUUAAACGUGUUUUCGUCACUGUCUUUAUAUC